Talaromyces proteolyticus is the source of this 1481-nucleotide messenger RNA. RefSeq names its product putative IMP-specific 5'-nucleotidase. The record is from RefSeq and is a predicted model, not a curated record. Gene Ontology annotation, biological process: nucleotide metabolic process; nicotinamide riboside biosynthetic process; inosine salvage. Gene Ontology annotation, molecular function: magnesium ion binding. The coding region runs from base 125 to 1381 and encodes 418 amino acids. Lineage: Eukaryota; Fungi; Ascomycota; Eurotiomycetes; Eurotiales; Trichocomaceae. The transcript has 8 exons.
GUCAUUCCCUGUCAUCCCCUCUCGAAGCCCUGCGGAGUUCACACAAGCCCUCGGAGCUCUUCGGUGUCGACAAUUCACUCCGACGCUUAGUAGCUAGCUAAGCUGCCCCAGGCAUCCAUCUAAUAUGACGACGCGAUACCGUGUUGAAUAUGCCCUCAAGACCCAUCGUAGGGACCAAUUGAUUGAAUGGAUUAAGGGACUUCUCGCUGUGCCAUUCGUCCUUCAUUCGCAACCGACCGCUAUCUAUCAUGAGGAGAGCGCUAAACUGGCAGCUGUGGCCACGGCUACGCAUCAACGCUAUGGAGAAAUCAUGCGGGAUGUCGAGAUUUUGAUAAACGACCACAUCGCGCAUUACAAAUCCAAACGGCCUGGUAAAUCCAAGUUGAAGCUCCUCGUUCCAACUGUGGGCCAAUUCUUUACCCCUCUCCUGCUCGAAGAUGCCUUUGUUUUUCAGGAUCAGAGACGUCAAAUUAGUCGCCGUCGGUUCGUUGCGCCGUCAUUCAAUGACAUCCGACUAACCCUCAAUACUGCCCAACUCAUGGGUCUAGCCCGCGGCAGUCAAAUCCGACUUGUCACCCUUGACGGCGAUGUGACCCUGUACGAAGAUGGCUGCAGCCUAAUGGAAGACAACCCCGUUCUUCCACGGCUACUACAUCUUCUAGAGCAAGGCAAGAAAGUCGGCAUCGUCACUGCAGCCGGCUAUACCGAGCCGUCUAAAUAUUAUGGCCGCUUAAAGGGCCUGCUUGACGCCAUCAGUGCGCAUCCAUCCUUGACUCCUGAGCAAAAGAGCGGACUUGUUGUCCUUGGUGGUGAAAGCAGCUUCCUCUUUCGAUACGAUCAAUCCUCGCCCGACCGGCUCACGUACGUGUCCCGCUCCGAAUGGCUUCUUGACGAGAUGCGCGCCUGGAAGGAGGAUGACAUCACCGAACUCCUCGACAUCGCCGAAGCAUCACUCAACGAAUGCGUUAGCAAUUUGAAGCUCCCUGCGGCUGUUCUCCGUAAGGAGAGAGCUGUGGGCAUUUUCCCCUUGGAAGGACAGAAGAUGCACCGUGAGCAGCUCGAGGAAACCGUCCUCGUUGUGCAAAGCAUGCUUGCGCGUAGCGAUGUGGGCAAUCGCUUGCCUUUCUGUGCAUUUAACGGUGGAAAUGACGUUUUCGUUGAUAUCGGUGAUAAAGCCUGGGGCGUACGAGUGUGCCAACGAUACUUUGGCGGGGUCGAUCCUUCCAUGACUUUGCAUGUAGGCGACCAGUUCCUGUCAGCGGGAUCUAAUGAUUUCAAGGCACGGACAGCUUGUACAACAGCUUGGAUAGCGAGUCCUGCGGAGACGGUGCAGUUGUUAGACGAGAUGGCCGAGCUAGAAGGACAGGAGGGUUCCAAGUAAAAGGAAAAUAAAGCGGCAAGAUUACUUAUAAUCUCUUCAAAUUUGGGUGUUUGGGUGUGAGUUUGUUGACAAUAUGUUUAUCAACAUCAUAUAAUGUAGA